UUGUGUUUUAUCUUCUUACUCUUCUAGAAAAAAAAUCUAUCCAAGAUGACUGUCACUUACUCCAGUAAAGUAGCAAAUGCGACAUUUUUUGGAUUUCAUAGGUUACUCCUCAAGUGGAGAGGCAGCAUCUACAAACUACUAUACAGGGAAUUUAUUGUUUUUGCUAUUCUUUACACAGCGAUAAGCUUGGUGUACAGAUUGUUACUUACAGGAGCCCAAAAACGUUACUUUGAAAAAUUAUCAAUUUACUGUGACAGAUAUGCUGAACAAAUUCCAGUAACCUUUGUGCUUGGGUUUUAUGUUACUUUGGUAGUAAACCGAUGGUGGAACCAGUUUGUGAAUCUGCCCUGGCCAGACAGGCUGAUGCUCCUCAUCUCCAGCAGUGUUCUCGGGAAGGACGAGCAGGGCCGCUUGCUCCGAAGGACACUGAUGCGCUAUGUAAAUCUCACGUCCCUGCUCAUCUUCCGCUCAGUAAGCACAGCUGUGUACAAAAGGUUCCCAACAAUGGAUCACGUGGUUGAAGCAGGUUUUAUGACAGCAGAUGAGAGAAAAUUAUUUGACAACCUCAAAUCUCCUCAUCUGAAAUACUGGGUUCCAUUCAUCUGGUUUGGAAAUCUUGCAACUAAAGCCCGGAAUGAAGGUAGAAUCAGAGACAGUGUUGAUCUUCAAUCACUGAUGACUGAAAUGAACCGAUACCGCUCUUGGUGCAGCCUCUUAUUCGGUUAUGACUGGGUUGGGAUUCCGCUGGUUUACACCCAGGUUGUCACUCUUGCUGUCUACACCUUCUUCUUUGCAUGCCUGAUUGGACGCCAGUUUUUGGAUCCCACCCAAGGCUACGCAGGGCAUGACUUAGAUCUCUACAUUCCAAUCUUUACUCUCCUACAGUUCUUCUUCUAUGCAGGAUGGCUCAAGGUAGCUGAGCAGCUUAUCAACCCUUUUGGAGAAGAUGAUGAUGAUUUUGAAACUAAUUGGUGCAUUGAUAGAAAUUUGCAGGUCUCUCUUUUAGCUGUGGAUGAAAUGCACAUGAGUUUACCCAGGAUAAAGAAGGACAUUUACUGGAACGACUCUGCCGCUCAACCACCAUAUACAUUGGCAGCUGCUGACUACUGCAUACCCUCAUUUCUGGGGUCAACGAUCCAAAUGGGGCUGUCUGAGUCUGACUUUCCUGGUGAGGAGUGGCUGUGGGAUUAUGAGAAGCAUGGCCACCGACGUUCUGUGAUUAGAAGAGUCAAGAGGUUCCUGAGUGCCCAUGAACACCCCUCCAGCCCCAGGAGGAGAAGCUUUGGGAGGCAGGCCAGUGACAGCUCCGCGUUCUUCCCACCAGGCGACCUUAGCCCAGCCAGAGACCUGCUGGACUUGCCCUGGAGAAAUCCCAACAGGGCCUUACCCACCCGGAAUCAGUCCUACUCCCUGGAAGAGAGCCCCAAGCUGCAUUCUAGCACAGCAGAACUGUCCACAAUCAGGGAAACCAGCUGGACAAGCACUUUACAGAGUCUGACCCCACAGUCCAGUAUGAAGGCCUCCCCAACCAAAAUGCCGCAGGUCCCCGAGGUAUUGAUCACAGCAGCCGAGGCACCAGUGCCCAAGUCAGAUGACCACCACCAUGAUUCCACUGCUUCCCUCUUGAACUUUGAGUUUACCGGGGUUCAGUCAAGCAGUACUGGGCAGCAGGAGGACCCUGCAAGUUCAAUUCUGUCUCCCCCAGAGAAGGGUAUACCUCCUAGGGGCCCCAGUCCCCAAACUGUUUCAGCCAAAGCUGAGGGAAAUAUACUCAAGUUUGCUUCUGAGGAAGACCCUGCUAAUAAUGACAGGUUCCUGAAAAAGUGGAGCCCCCCAGAAUGCCUGGAGUCCAACCACACCUCCCUGGCAGGCCUAAAUCUAGAUCCUCCAAGCCCUGAGCCCACCCUUUUACUCGAUACAGAAACAUCCCCAGAGACCGGUGGAAUCAACAUUGUACCCAGCUCUCAAGUCUUUCCUGAUAUGCUGUACUUAAUGGAAAACCUGGACACCAAGGAAACAGAUAUCAUAGAGUUUAACAACGAGCAAACUGAAGAAUCGCCUAAAAGAAUGCCAGAAAGUUCCAGGGCUUUGUCCUAG
Loxodonta africana (African savanna elephant) is the source of this 2097-nucleotide messenger RNA. RefSeq names its product bestrophin 3 (gene BEST3). The record is from RefSeq and is a predicted model, not a curated record. Gene Ontology annotation, molecular function: chloride channel activity. Bases 46 to 2097 code for a protein of 683 amino acids. Lineage: Eukaryota; Metazoa; Chordata; Mammalia; Proboscidea; Elephantidae. The transcript has 9 exons.